Molecule: messenger RNA, 7887 nt
Organism: Bipolaris oryzae ATCC 44560
Lineage: Eukaryota; Fungi; Ascomycota; Dothideomycetes; Pleosporales; Pleosporaceae
Exons: 5
Coding region: 1-7887 (2628 amino acids)
Molecular function (GO): protein binding
Source: RefSeq, a predicted model, not a curated record
AUGGCCACCACCCGGCCGCACAGGUCGUCGACGGCCGCCUCCAGACUCCCGCCCAUGAACAAUCAGAUAGCCGAACUCCGCAGCCUUGCCGAUGAACUUACGAGAGCCUCCGAGUCCACCCCACCGCCCCCGGACGUCCUCCAUGCCCAGAGCAAUGCCCUCCGCCGCAUGCGCCAGCUGCUCAUCGAGUCCAACAACCACACCCACACAAAGGAUGCCUUUCGCCAUGUCCGUGGCUUCGAGACGCUCCUCGUCACCCUCCGCUCUCUCUCCGGCUUCUACAAGCCCGCCGAGCUGUCCCCCACCGACCGCAUCGACUUCUUCGAGGUCAUCAAGGCCACCCUCGAUGUCCUGUCCGACGCACUGAACGAGCAUGCCGGUAACAGGCGAUUCUUUGCAAAGCGAGUCGAGAAUGGUGGCUGGAAUGCCCUCGAGCAAGCCCUGGCCAGCACGGGUAUCUUUGGCGGCCAGUCCCAGAGCAGACGUGACGAUGCGGGGCAGGAGCAGCUUUUCGGCACCCUCUUCGCCUUUGCCCUGGGCGAAGAGACAAUGACACGCAUAUUCAGAGACGUCGACAAGACGGUUGAAGGCCCCCAAUCGGGCCAACAGGACCAUGCUCCGCGAGUGGACGGCGGGGAGCUGCCCGCCGAGAUUGUCAUAUCUAGCCCGCGGUCCAUGUACAGUGACGUCGAAAUAGAUGUCGAGUCACUGCGCGCCCAGGUGCGCGCCAUAUUCAGCGGCAAUGAAGUACUACAGAAUCCAGACAUCAUGCCCACCAUUUUCCAUUUUUGGCAGGGUCUGUCUGGCGAGGAUGCUCCAGGCACACACUCCAAGCCUCUCUCCGUAUCGGUGCUCCUUGCCUUUCUCUACAUAACUACCCUCUCUUCAUACAAUAAGGCUGCUCUGCAUAUUACAGGUGUCUUGAGCUUGAUUCUGCCUCUUCUGUUCGAGAACAAGUGCGCGCCUGUAGAAGCUGGCCUGCUGCAAGACUUGGCUAACGACCUGGUGCAAUAUGGCAUCAACAAGCUCGACGAUGCUUACUACCUCUUCCGCAAGGCUGCAUCCUCGGAACAAGCCGCCGAGUUCCUUUUGCGCGGCAUGCGAUCGUCUCGCGAUCCGCCUUUUAUACAAUUCGACCUAUCUCUGCAUGGAUUCAGCGCCGUCGAACUCCCAGACAUUGGCCGACCCUUUCCGCCCGUCUCUCCCGGCGGUGGCUAUACAUUUGCUGCAUGGGUGCGGGUGGACAAGUUUGAUGCAAACUGCCACACUACUUUGUUUGGUGCCUAUGAUGACACACAGACCUGCUUCUUAAUGGCUUACUUGGAGAGAGAUAGCCGCUGCUUCAUUUUGCAGACCUACAUGGGCCACUCGACGGGUGUUAUUCCUAGUGUAAGAUUUAAAAAAGCCCCUCGAUUUGAAGAGGGAAGAUGGUACCACAUUGCUGUUGUCCAUCGAAGGGCCAAGGCUAUUGGCAUGGGUCCUGCCAAAGCAUCCCUUUUCGUCGACGGUGAGUUUACAGAAACUAUGAAAGCCCACUACCCAUCGCAUCCCCCAGUGCUAGACAGUAGCCAGGAAAGCUUUGCCUCCAUGUCCUCGAGUAUUCCAAAGCACCACAUACUUGCGUUCCUAGGAACACCGCGGAAUCUAGCGCCUCGAUUGGGAAGAAAUGUCAUCGCUUCCAAGCUAUCGGUCGCUUCUUUCCACCUCUUUUCAGAGCCCCUCUCGGAUGAACUAAUCGCUGUCUACCACAAGCUUGGCCCCCGUUAUUGCGGCAACUUUCAAGACAAACUUGGGUCCUUCCAAACUUACAGAACCUCUGCAGAGCUUCACGUUCACAAUGAGAUACUUCACCCCGGCAAGGAAGAGCGAUCAGACAUUGUAGCGGCGAUACGCGCUCCUGCAAGUCAUCUCAUACCAGAGUCAAAGAUAAUACUAAGCUUCUCCCCAAGCUCCGUCAUGGACGACGAUGACCGAAACUCGAUUGAUGAGUCCCAACUGAUUCGGUCACUGUCGCGAGAGUCUGCCAAGACCCUUCAUAAGUAUACCCGAAUGCAUAGCACACCAAUCAUUGUCAAUGCUGCUGUCCCAUCGGUAAACGAUGCACUGUCUCAGUCACGUGGAUUUGGACGGUUGUCUGGUGACCCUGUUGUUGUCGUUCCCCAAGCCUUGGAUGAUGCCAUUUGGCGAGUCGGUGGAUGUGUUGCUGUUGGCUUGAAGCUGGUGCAAUCCGCUCAAACUCUAGAAAGCAUGCUCCGCGCCGUCAAUAUACUACUAGAAGCUGUCGGUGGCAACUGGCGCAAUUGCGAGGCCAUGGAGCAGCGCAAUGGCUUUGCUGUUCUGGCCGAGGUCAUACGCCAAAAGAUUGGAUUUACCAUGGGUGGAUUGGUCGGAAAGAAUGCUUCGUCUCUUGAUGUUACGCAGGAAGACUGCGAGGUGUUUGUUUUGCAGCUGCUGCGAGUCAUCCUCCGCUUUGUUGGAUAUGAUGAGCAGCGCCCGACCGAAUCACUCAUCAUUAACCCUCUCGCAUACAGAGUCCUUCUCGUUGACUUGGAAAUCUGGCGCAGAGCCACCUCCUUGGAGACGCAUAAGUUGUAUUACACACAAUUUAUCCAUUUUGCUCGCGGUAGCAAACAUCACCACUACAAUGCCAAACGCUUCCAUAGAAUUCGUGUGGUCAAGCGCCUCACAGACGCUCUGAAAGGCGAACGGUUCACCCCACAAACCUUCAAACUGUUUCUCGAUGCCUUUAAGACCCUCCUGUUGACCAACUUCAAUGGAGAGAAUGCGAGGUCACUUUCCCUUUUCGUCACCUACGCGCUGCAUGACAGCCGUGCAUCUUACGGUAAACGCCCAUUGCGCCCAAAAGCGAGUGUAGGCCGUAUCCGUAGAGGGACUACGCCUGGGUUAACGCCAGACGGUAAAUCACGGUCGGCUAGCCCGGCUCAAGCUGGCAGCACCGAUGGGCCGCCACUGUCUCUGCCAGACUUGGGCAUCGCCAUUCUCAAUCUCUUGGCAGAGCUGCUUUGUGAUCCACAGAACCCACACGAAGUAUUACGUUUUGCCAAGAACGUUACGGGUAAAUGGCUUCUUUACCUGCUUGCCGAACCUGAGCAGCGUGUUGUUGUGCUUGGUGCAAAGAUCCUUGCUCGAUUGCUUGUGCUGAACGGGACGCAUUACGUCAAGAAGUUUGCAGACAAGACAGGCGGUUUCAUUCUCAUGAAGAACAGGCUACGCCAUUGGUGGAACACACCAGGAAUCUGGACAAUCUGUUUUGCAAUUUUAUUUGGCCGCGAUGUGGCAACUAUAGACUUCGAGCGUGAUUUCGAUGUCUUCAACCUGGUCGAUAUAUUCAUUGCCCAUUCACCUCAGUCUGAGCUUAGAAUAUGUUAUCCAGAAGUCUUUCCUGUAAUCACCGCGAUGCUGGAGACUGGGUUGCGGGCGAUUGUUCGCGACCGGGAUCUGGCUCGAACGGAUAGCAGCGCUCCUAAACAAGAGAACGGUGAGGGUACGGUCACUCGUGGUCGGCGCAGAACGAUGUCGUUGAACGCCAAGCAGCCGGUCGUCGAUAUACGUGCGCCCCAGACAGACCGCUUGAACGAUUUCGCUGUUGUUCUAAACUCCGCCAUCCAGUUCUUAUCCGAGCUGCAUUCUCGGUCAGAAGGUUUCCGUGAUUAUGCGAACACAUCCAACUAUGUCCAGGAGUUGUUGUUCGUUCUAUACCCGGUGAUUGUGACGUCUGACAGCGUCAGUGCAGAGACUGAGCUACUUUCAAGAGGCUCAGCAUUAACGUUUGAGGGACAGGAUGUUGUCAUACAGCCGCUGUCUAGAGCCAAUAGACAGGGAGCGCCUGUGAUUCGGACCACCAACGUCAGCACCUCACCUGCACCUACGUCUCGACGCGUCCUACCUCUCCGCAAGGCAUCCUCUUUCGUGCUUGUGUCAGCAGAUAAGAAGCAAACAACUCAACAGCCAUCUCUUAACCCGAUUCUCUCGUCAAAAACCGUACCUCCCGUGCCCCUCAAGGUGGGCAGCUCUGUGGUCGAGGCUAUGCUGGAAGUUAUUCUUGAUGUGUUCAAAGAUCAGAUAUUUACACGGAAAGAUUUUCCUGGUCUGGGGCUAUUCUUAAAGACACCACCAGGCUUCCAAGAACACCAAGCAUACUUCGAAUCGUAUAUUCUACGGCAGACUUUGAUGUCCGUAAGGAAUGCAUUUCAGCUGGAUCAGAAGCUUUUGCAUGAGCCGCGAGUUCUUACAAACCUCUCGCGAUUUGUCCAGCACAUAUCUGAAGCUGUCUUCGAAGGAUGGUUCCUUGAAGGUGCAGAGCCAUUGCUCGACUUCGCUGGGUUUCUGCUCGAGUAUCUGGAGCGCCCGGACAUUGCAGCUAUCAAAUCCGUCAGACUUUGUACCCAAGCAAUUCAGUCAAUUCGAACCACCUUCUUGAAAGUCGCUCUCCUUCGGUUGGCAGAUCCAGAUGAGUCUGAAGGUGGCGCAACUACUACGGCAGUAAUCGAGAAGAUGGUAUAUUGGCAGCCCAUUAUUCUCUCAUCUGCCAACAAUGAAACCUUCUCAUUGAAGAUGAUUUGCUACCUGCUCUACUCGCAACUGUCAUCAGAGCACAUGACUGUACGCAUUGCAGCGGCGAGCUUCUGGCGAUUGCUCAUGGUCCAAAAGCCCCAUGAAACGUCCAUGAUUCUAGCCGACGCCAUUCAUGGAGACACCAAGGACCUGUAUGAUGGUUUCCAGAAGCUUGUUGAACUCGACAAUGAGACCUUCCUCGAAUGGCUUGACCUAAACAAAACUGACAUGGAUAGGUUUUUCUACGGUUCGAUGACUCGGCCGUGGGAGGAUUAUGUUCAUAGCCAGAACAAGAAGACUGAAGAAUCGUCACAGAGGCGUAUCGCGAAGCGCAAAGAGAAAUUGAAGCAAUGGCAGGCUGACGAGCUUGUGGCUGAAAGCGUGUGGAACCACCACGAGAACUCAACUAACCACUGGCGAUCGAACAUUCAUGCUUCUGAACGUAUCAAGCACCAGCGUGUUUUGCAAGAUCAGCAAGAUAAUGCUACUUUCAUGACAACAGUCCUGGCAAAAUUAGACCACCAGCUCAAAGGCCCAUGUGGUCUUUUUGAGAACAGUCCACCUGCUAGAUGGCGGCUCGAUGAAACUGAAGGCCGUGAUCGAAAGCGUCUGCGCAUCAUUAUCGACAACACCAGCCGCGAACAGACCUUUCAGCCCAAGCGCAAAGAUACCGAUUCGCGAGAGAAACUCAAACUGGAAACUGUUGUGCCUGCCAUAACAGCUAAAGAAGCCGUGGGAGCCACACCCGUUGAUGGCCGAUCAGUGAGAUCAUUAUCCACAGCGACUGCAUCAGGUGACCCCAUAGAGGAAGCAGAAUCAGCUAGCGACGAUGACUUUGAAAUGGUUGAAGCCAUGUAUGAGGACGAGGAUGGUUUCGAGGAUAAGAAUCGCAAAGUUAUGCGUAGCCUUAAUCGUGGUGAUCAGGUCCAGUACGUCUGCAAUAUUUCACGGGUAGUGGGCCUUGAAGCUAUAGAAGGUCUUCUCAUCGUAGGAAAGGAUUGUCUCUAUCUUCUAGAUGACUUCUUCCAAAGAUCUGACGGCGAAAUCGUGCGUGUAUGGCAGGCACCGCCCGAUGAGCGCGACCCAUAUGUGCAGGUCAUUGCUGGCAAAGAAGCUGUGACCAAUCGUCGCCCACCGCCUAGAAGUCAAGAAGAGGCAGUGAGGAAUUGGAAAUGGACUGAAGUGAUCAGCAUCUCGAAGCGGCGCUUCCUACACAGAGACGUGGGCAUCGAAAUCUUCUUUGAUGAUGGACGCAGCUACCUCCUAACAGCCAUUUCUGCACAAGCUCGCAACGACAUACAUUCCCGUGUCCUUCAACGAGCAUCACAUGUUGCAAACCCAGACAAGCUUGCGAACACAGAGAUUUCAUGGCGCCUCGAUUCCUUGCGUAACCCUGAAGAAGCGCCCCAGACGCUUGGAUCACGCUUUGUGUCUGCUUUUGGUUCGGGUUCGUCACAUCCAGCAACGAAGAAGUGGUUGAAAGGCGAGAUGUCCAAUUUCCAUUAUCUCAUGUUUGUUAAUACGCUUGCUGGAAGGACCUUCAACGAUCUCACCCAAUACCCUGUUUUUCCCUGGGUGCUUUCGAACUAUCACAGUGACGAGCUGGAUUUGAGCGAUCCGAGCAACUUUCGUGAUCUGCGGAAGCCUAUUGGUAUUCAAGAUCCCAAACAGGAACAUCUGAUCAGGGAGAGGUUCGCUUCCUUCGCCGAGAUGGGUGACGCCAAUCACGCCUUCCAUUAUGGCACCCACUAUUCUUCUGCCAUGACUGUAGCAUCCUAUCUUAUGCGCCUUCAGCCGUUUAGCGCAGCGUUCUUCCUGAUCCAAGGCGGCACAUGGGAUCACGCUGAUCGCAUGUUCUACUCGAUCCAGAACGUAUGGGAGUCGGUAUCAGCCAAGAACAUGGCUGAUGUGCGCGAGCUUACGCCCGAGUUCUAUUUCCUGCCAGACUUCCUGACAAAUGUCAACGGAUACAACUUCGGUCUGCGUUCCGACGGCUCCACCAUCGACAACGUCAAAUUGCCUCCGUGGGCCAAGGGCGAUCCUGCAAUCUUCAUUGCGAAACAGCGUGAGGCAUUGGAGAGUCCAUACGUCAGCCAGAAUUUACACCACUGGAUCGAUUUGAUCUUCGGAUACAAACAACGGGGAGAGGCGGCUAUUGAAGCUGCCAAUGUGUUCCAUUACAUGACUUACCAGGGUGCAAUCGACCUUGACUCUAUAACUGAUGAGAAGGAGCGAGCGCAAAAGAUCAGUGUUAUCAACAAUUUUGGUCAGACGCCUCCACAGGUCUUCCAGAGGCCACAUCCCCAGAAGGACAAUGUCACCAGACCCACCAGGCUCGAUACCUCGGCAGAGAGUUUGCAUCGCGUACCAGGCACGCUACUCGAAGCUCAUGAUCGCAUUUCAUCUCUAAACUACACCAGCAAGAGUGAUAAGCUUCUGUGUGCCGCACCGUUCCGCCAAAAUAUCCCCCCUAACCAUGAUCGGUAUAUGGAGUGGGGCUUCACGGAUGGUAGCGUUCGUUUCUACGAGUCGCACUCCAAGAAGCUGGUUGGGCUGUUUGAACAUUUACACUCUGGACAAUUGACAACUUCGCAUUUCGUUGAUGGCCGGACGUUGAUCACAGCGGGAACAGAUUGUACCCUCGCCAUAUGGACUGUUAACAAAGGCGAGCGAGGCCGUACCGAGCUCCAGAACGCCACUACACUCUUCGGCCACAAAUCGCCAGUUGUGACGCUUGCUGCUAGUCGUGCAUUCUCCGCAUUCCUGUCUGCUUCGCUUGAUGGGCGUGUGUUCCUUUGGGACCUUAAUCGCAACGAGUUCGUACGAGAGCUUGCCCUAGGCGCAGAGCACAAGCGAGAUCCUGUGCCAGUUCAAGCAGCCAGGAUCAACAGUGUCACAGGCAACAUUGUACUCGCCUGUGGAAACCGGCUUAUUGUCGCCACACUCAACGGUGCCAUAUUGCUUAACGAAGACAUUUGCGACAGUGAAGAUGAGGGAGACUACAUUACAACUGUAGCAGUCUACGAAGGGGUGGGCAACGAAUGGUGUGAACGUGAACUUAUCUUCACGGGGCAUCGAAGAGGAAUAGUAAAGAUUUUCCACCUAACGCCAACACCUUCGACUUUGCCAUCCUCGACCCCGACAACCGCUAAAUGGUCUGCGAACCUGAUCAAUGUCCUGAACCACGGCGAUCCUGUGAUGCUGGCUUCAACAGCACCCAUCACAUGCAUACUGCCUAUGCCUCAUCACGUCUACACGGGUGAUGAGGAUGGUAGAGUGUACGAAUGGGACUGCGUGCAUCGCCAACAUUGA